UUGUACAAAAGAAAAGUAAAGAAAAAACAUUAUUAUUGUGAAGAGAGGUAGUGUGUGACCCUGAACAUAAGAGAGAAGGUGUAAAGGCAUGAGAAUUUCGUAACCAAGCCAUAGGAGAAGAAGAGAGGGAACGAAACAAAACCACUCUCACCCAAAUCGUUUCUUCUUUCCUCUCCAACGAUCUUCAAUUCCGUUACCGGUUUCGUCCCCCUUUGUCAGAAUCUCGCCUUUGGUGAUCGCCAUAGAGUGCCAGAGCUUUUCCUGAGGUUCUUGUUUUGGAAGAUUCGGCGUGUUCGUGUUUUUGAGUUCUUCAGCGAUUGGUUUCAGUGGCCAUGGACAAAUUGCUUUUUCAAAGCUGUAUGGUAACUCAAAUAUGUAGAAAUGUUUAAAGAAGCAGAAUAUUUUAAGAUUGAGAUGUUGAUAUAGUUAUAUCACAACCACCUAUUGAGAAAGUAAACAAGAACAUUGAGAAAGCUGGUGACUGAAAUGGAGUGCAAUAAGGAUGAGGCCACCAGAGCUAGAGAAAUUGCUGAGAGGAAGUUUGCUGCAAAGGAUACAUUGGGUGCAAAGAAAUUUGCUUUGAAGGCCCUAAAUUUAUUUCCUGCUCUUGAGGGUAUUUCUCAAAUGAUAGCAACACUUGAUGUUUAUCUUUCUGCUGAGAAUAAAACAAAUGGAGAAGCAGAUUGGUAUGGAGUACUUGGUGUGGACCCCCUUGCUGAUGAUGAUACAGUCAGGAAACAAUACAGGAAGCUAGCUCUCAUGCUUCACCCUGAUAAGAACAAGUCCGUUGGAGCUGAUGGGGCCUUCAAACUCAUCUCAGAGGCAUGGAGUUUACUAUCAGACAAAACUAAAAGGGCAGCAUAUGACCACAGAAGUGGAAAAGCACCAAAAGUUUCUACUAAGUUUGGAGGUUCGUCAACACAAACCAGGCCUAAUGGGAGUUACAAUUUUGCCAAGAAGACUUCCCCUUCAAAUGCAUCUUCUUCGAAGAAUAUUGAUAAAGAGCAUGCAUCAUCUUCUACCCAUAAGUCAAAAGCAAAUACAUUUUGGACUGUUUGCCAUCGAUGCAAAAUGCAGUAUGAGUAUCUUAGUGUUUAUGUUAACCUUAAACUCUUAUGUCCCAACUGUCAUGAGGCAUUUGUUGCUAAAGAAACUGCUCCUCCACCUGCAAGUGGUAUUAGGCCUGCGGCUCAAUGGAAUUUUUCACAGAAUAAUCAAAAUUUCAACCGCCAUUUACCUGGUAAAAGCAAAUCUAAUGCUUCUGGAAAGAAUAAGAUGGCAGUCCCAAAUGCUGGAGCAGGGUCUUACAGUAAGACUAACUCCAAUAAAAAAGCCAGUUUCCAGUGGGCUCCAUUCUCAAAAACAUCUGGUGUUUCUAAUGUGGCUCAAGCUGCAAGUGUGGUUCAGCAGGCAUAUGAUAAGGUGAAACGUGAUCGUGAGGAAGCACAAGCAGCCAGCAAAAGAGAAGAGGCAUUAAAAAGGAAGCAGCAUGCUUCUAAAAGGAGUUACUAUAAUCCUGCUAAGAGAAGAAGAGGGGGCGUGGAGGAAGCAAGUGUGAGUAACCAUGGUGAGGGAACAAACUCUUCUAAAAAGGGUUGUUUUGAAUAUAAGGUUAAUGGAAUCAAAAAGACCGGCAGAGUGGGAGAUAUCUCCCCAGUUGAACUUCGGAAUCUUCUUGUGGAGAAAGCUAGAAAAGAAAUUAGCAAUAAACUCAAGGAAAUUCAGUCAAAUAUUGUUGAUAAAACAGUGGUGAAAGAGAGUGGAAAUGACUUCCAAAAAGUGAUCGAGAAAGGAGAAAAUUGUUUAAGAAACUCUGAGAUGUGUGCUGGAGAUAAUGCUGAGAAGUCAGAAGACAGAAAGAGUGGAUCCCGAAUGAUCAAGUCAUUUGCGAGUUCUAGGAAAUUUUUGGAAACAACACCUGUUGAUGUGCCAGAUCCUGAUUUCCAUGAUUUUUUCAAGGAUCGAACUGAAAGAUCUUUUGAUAAAAAUCAAGUAUGGGCGGUGUAUGAUAAUGAUGAUGGGAUGCCUCGAUGUUAUGCAAUGAUUCACAACAUCAUCUCCCUGAAUCCAUUCAUGAUGCAGAUCAGUUGGCUCAAUCCGAAUACCAACAGUGAACUGGGCCCCCUAAAUUGGGUUGCUUCGGGCUUUUCAAAAACUUGUGGGGAUUUCAGAAUGAGCAGACACGAACUCUGUAGCUCAACUAAUUUUUUCUCUCACAAGGUUAGGUGGAGACCAGGUACUGAUGGAGCCAUUUCUAUAUAUCCCAGGAAAGGGGAUGUUUGGGCCAUCUAUAGGAAUUGGUCUCCUGACUGGAAUGAACUAACAGAAGAUGAGAUUAUACGUAAGUUUGAUGUGGUUGAAGUACUAGAGGAUUUUUUUGAAGGACAUGGUAUAGAUGUUAUUCCUCUGGUCAAAGUGGCUGGAUACAAAACAGUAUUUCAUCACCACUUAGAUCCAAGUGAAAUCAGAAUCAUUCCGAGGGAAGAGAUGUUUCGAUUUUCUCAUCAAAUACCUUCACACCUACUCACUGGUCAAGAAGCUCCAGAUGCUCCAAAGGGUUGCAGGGUGCUGGAUCCAGCUGCUACUCCACUUGAACUUCUUCAGGUAAUAGAAGUUGUGAAGGAGGAAGACAUGGCAAACAACGAAGAUAGUGAUGUAAAAGAAACAAAUGGUAGCUUGAAAAAAGACAACAAUGUGGAAGUGGUCAAUGAUAUGGGAAAACUUGAGAAAGAAAAAGGGGGAAAAGGCAAAGAGGUGCAGGAAGUAGAAACUUUGAUAGAGGUCAAAGAGAAAGAAGAUAUGCAGUAGCUUGUAACAGCAAGGGUAUGUAGCAUGCUAAAGGAGAUCUCUGGCUCCUGCAAGGAAUUAAGAGAAUACUAGAAAAUCAGAAUUCUUUUGACAAAAGAGAAUCCAAAAUGAGUUGACAUUGCAAAUAACUAUUGGAUGGAUGAGAGAUUCCAAUCACUUUCUCUUAUCCAAUCAUCAUUGAACAUAGGUGAAUUUUGUCAAUUUUUUUUUAGCAAUGUUAUAUUUACUGUCACAAUUUGUGGAGGAUUUCACUUUUGUUCCGAUAUUGCAGUAGCUGUCUUCAACUGUUGAGGUUGAAUGUAUCAGUUUCAUGCCCUUUUUUAUUUGCUUUUUUUAGGAUAUUACUCAAUUUUGUUUUGUAUAUCAGAUCUAGUAGCAUGAUCUUCAGUCGUGUCCAUAUAUGUAAGAUAUUUAACUCCUUUAAAGAUUAAUACAGUCCCUUACAAAUUGAUUUCGUUUC
This is a messenger RNA of Cajanus cajan (pigeon pea), 3268 nucleotides long. Its product is annotated as DNAJ heat shock N-terminal domain-containing protein. Lineage: Eukaryota; Viridiplantae; Streptophyta; Magnoliopsida; Fabales; Fabaceae. The record is from RefSeq and is a predicted model, not a curated record.